Messenger RNA from Neoarius graeffei (lesser salmon catfish), 1383 nucleotides. It is a transcript of the gene ttll9, whose product is annotated as tubulin tyrosine ligase-like family, member 9. The transcript has 14 exons. Gene Ontology annotation, cellular component: cilium. NCBI's taxonomy places the organism in Eukaryota, Metazoa, Chordata, Actinopteri, Siluriformes, Ariidae. The record is from RefSeq and is a predicted model, not a curated record. The coding region runs from base 1 to 1383 and encodes 460 amino acids. Gene Ontology annotation, molecular function: tubulin-glutamic acid ligase activity; tubulin binding. Gene Ontology annotation, biological process: protein polyglutamylation; microtubule cytoskeleton organization.
AUGGCGGCCAGACAGCUUCACUCUGACGGGCCAAUGAGCUCUCCAGGCUCUAAAAUUACUAAACCAGCUCAGUCUUGUCAUUCCCUACAGGCAAUAGGACACAAGGGUGCUUUUGGUUCCCAGAAGAGAAGAGAUGGGGAAGGGAGGAGUUGUGUGCGCUUCCGAUGUAGCCUGAACAACACAGUCUUGGAUGUUCUUCGCCAGAGACCAGGCUGGGUUGAGGUCAAGGACGACGGAGAAUGGGACUUCAACUGGUGUGAUGUGGGGUAUCUCAGAGAGAUCUUUGACCACACUUUCAUGGAGGAGCAUGUUAGAAUUUGUCACUUCCGAAACCAAUAUGAGUUGACACGCAAGAAUCUGAUGGUGAAGAACUUAAAACGCUAUAGAAAAACCCUUGAACGCAAAGCUGGCCGCCUGGAGGCAGCUAAAUGUGAUUUCUUUCCGCGUACCUUUGAACUACCUAGCGAGUACCAUCUGUUUGUUGAGGAGUUUAAGAGAUGUCCAGGCAACAUCUGGAUUAUGAAACCGGUGGCCCGUUCGCAGGGGAAGGGAAUUUUUCUUUUUCGGAAACUAAAGGAUAUCAUAGAAUGGAGAAAGGAUGGAAUCCGCUCUGAGGAACAAAAAGAUGAAGCUCAGGUUGAGAGCUACGUUGCCCAGCGUUAUAUUGAGAAGCCCUAUCUCAUAAAUGGCAGAAAAUUUGACCUCAGAGUCUACAUUCUUGUAACUUCAUAUGUCCCACUCAAGGCUUGGCUGUAUCGAGAUGGUUUUGCCAGAUUCUCCAACACCAGGUUCUCCCUGAGCAGUAUUGAUGAUCAGUAUGUCCAUCUUACGAAUGUGGCAAUACAGAAAACGGCCCCGGACUAUGAUCCUGAGAAGGGUUGCAAAUGGCACAUGCAACAGUUGCGACGUUACUUGACUGCAAAGCAUGGCAGAGAGACAGUGGAGACCCUUUUUAAAGACAUUGACAACAUCUUUAUCCGCAGCUUACAGAGUGUGCAGAAGGUCAUCAUUAAUGACAAGCACUGUUUUGAGUUGUACGGAUAUGACAUUCUGAUUGACAAGGAUCUCAAGCCGUGGCUGAUUGAGGUGAAUGCUUCUCCCUCUCUCACUGCUAGCAGUCAAGAGGAUUAUGCGCUGAAGUAUAGACUGCUGGAGGACACUUUGCACAUUGUGGACAUGGAAGGCUGUCUUACUGGCAAAGAAAAGCAGGUUGGGGGUUUUGACCUCAUGUGGAAUGAUGGCCCAGUGUACAGGGAAGAUGUGGGCUUGGAGGCUCUGGGAGGCACCUACCAAAUGGCUAACACACGUCUUGGCUGUGUGAAUGAUCGGACGAAACAGCUGCAACAGCUCUUGAAGCCGCUUACAGGACAGAAGAAAAUAUGA